Messenger RNA from Dissoconium aciculare CBS 342.82, 521 nucleotides. RefSeq lists its product as uncharacterized. The transcript is spliced from 2 exons. The record is from RefSeq and is a predicted model, not a curated record. Lineage: Eukaryota; Fungi; Ascomycota; Dothideomycetes; Mycosphaerellales; Dissoconiaceae. The coding region runs from base 143 to 418 and encodes 91 amino acids.
CAAACAAAAGAUAUAUCAGUAGCAGGAGUACGUGACCGACCAAAACCCUCUCUUCAAGUACUGUUCGCCACGAAAGUCAAUCGGCCACCAGGAUUUUUGACAUAAAUAAGUCAUAUACAAGUUUCGUCAACAAUCAGCAGAGAUGUCCUCCAACAACUCCGGCACCGGCAGCUUGAGCACACAGGGCUCCGGAUCUGGCUCAUCGUCCGCGGACAGCAGCGGUUUCAAUGUGACCUCGAGCGGAACCAACUCUCAGGGCAACCACUACUGUUCCCGCGAUUGUGUCCCCUCGGCCAGCAACUCUAAUUCCUACCACUAUUCCAAUAGCAAUGGAAGCUACUACUAUAGCAACCCGAAUGGCUCGACUUACUACAACUCCGGCACCGGAUACAGCCAGUAUAACUCGGGCAAGAAGUGAUCAUUCCUUCCUGGGAUACACUCUUCGGGCAUGAUGCUGGAUGGAAUCUAGAUUGAGAGGGUAUGUUGAGCUCGAGACCAUUCUUGUGCUCAAGUCUGUGCGG